This is a messenger RNA of Fomitiporia mediterranea MF3/22, 811 nucleotides long. Its product is annotated as NAD-binding protein. The record is from RefSeq and is a predicted model, not a curated record. Bases 57 to 707 code for a protein of 216 amino acids. The transcript has a single exon. Lineage: Eukaryota; Fungi; Basidiomycota; Agaricomycetes; Hymenochaetales; Hymenochaetaceae.
GUACAUUUCGACGUUGUACUCUCUAAAUACCCAGGUAAUCCGUUACAUACCCCAGCAUGCGUGUACUAGUUCUCGGUGGCACGGGGGCUAUCGGCCUGCUCCAAAUUCGCGACUUACUCGAGGCGGAACAUACUGUCGUUGUCUAUGCACGCUCUCCGCAGAAGUUACCCGACGAUAUCACCAACAAUCCAAACGUGACCGUCAUUAAAGGCGAGCUCAAUGAUGUCGACACAAUUGCUAUGGCGUUGGAGGGUGUCGAGGCCGUUGUUUCUUCCCUUGGCCCGACUGCUUCCAAUCCUCCAGACACGCCCCUUGCGAAGGGUUACUCGGUCUUCAUUAAAUGCAUGCGCGAGGCUGGAAUAAAGCGACUCAUUGCUCUUGGUACCGCAUCGAUCACGGACGAACUCGACCAGAAGGAUUCCGUAUUCUGGCUGGCCGUCCAAGCCGUAAAAUACGGCGCUCGAAAUGCAUACAAGGACAUCGUAGCCGUCGGCCAAACCAUCCGCAACGAAGGAGCUGAUCUCGACUGGACGAUUGCACGCGUGCCGAUUCUCACAAAUGGCCAGACUCGCGAAUACCAAGCAGGAUACCUCGGUGACGGGAAACGGAACACGACUCUUACCCGAAUUGGAUUUUCGACUUUCGUCGUUGAUGAGCUCAAGGUGAAUGAAUGGAUUAAGAAGGCACCAUUCCUGUCGGUGCCUUGAAGGACCUGUGUAUAGAUUCAAGGACUUUGAAUUCUUAUUGUGUCAUGCUCAUACUGUAUUUUAAUGCACCAACUGUUGUUACUCGAAUGUCACCUCAUGCACGC